AUGGAGUCUCACUCUGUUGCCCAGGCUGGAGUGCAGUGGCAUGGUCUUGGCUAACUGCAACCUCCACCUCCUGGAUUUAAGAGAUUCUCCUGCUGCAGCCUCCCAAGUAGCUGGGACUACAGGUGUGUGCCACCACACCUGGCUAAUUUUGUGUUUUUAGUAGAGAUGGGGUUUCACCAUGUUGGCCAGCACCAUGCUGGCCAGGCUGGUCUUGAACUCCUGACCUCAGGUGAUCCGCCCGCCUCGGCCUUCCAAAGUGCUGGGAUUACAGGCAGGAGCCACCAUGCCUGGUUCUGGAUUUCCUUCUUAAUAAAUCUCCUUACUGCUGGAUCAGGAUGAGGCUUAGCUUGCUGCUGCACCAUGUAUACACUGAUCAGUUAGAGGAAUGCAUGCGAUCCACAGAGGGAAAUGUAAAAUCAGUUCUGCCUGCUUCUGUCUCAGUGACAGUCCCCCAGCCUAUCUGGCAGAUGAUGGAAAAUUAGCCUGCCGGAUUUCCUGAUUGGCUGUUGGUGGGUAAGUUAGGAUACCAGCAAGGACAGAAUAGGUUAGAGGUUUUUGGAGUGGAAAUUUAAUGUACCAUUUGGCCUGCCAAAAGUGGGCGGUAAAGCUGUUUUUCCAUUGAUGAUUCCUGGAGUCAGGCAGAUAUUGCCAAAAAUGUUUUUUGCUGUUUGCCCACCCUUUUUCUGCUCAUUCCUUUGCUAGUUAGGAGCAGGCUUUUCUUGAAGCUUUUUUGUUGUUGUUUUUUGUCUUUGCCUCUUGGUGGUUCUACAUUGGAGUCUUCUGUAUGACCCUGUUUGGGGUAUUUGGGAGGCAAUGAGGAGAUGCAGGGGACUCAUUGCCAUAUUAAUUCUCAAAUUGUGAGGCCCCUAGGGAGUCAGCCUUUUUUUUUUUCUAUCUUUCAACAGUGUCCUGUGCUUUUCUUGUUGUGUUGUGUUCUGUAUUUUUUAGUUGUAAGAGGAACUACCUGGAAGCUCGGGCUUUCCAUGUUGUUGCAACCAGAGAUCCUUCAAAAUAUUGUUUUUGUUCACAUGGGAGCAUUAAAAAAUAAAAUUAAAUCUCAUUAUUAUUGUGGAGUAAUAUUUGGUGAGAAUUUUUUCCAUGAAGAUUUUCAUCAAUUUCUACAUUGGAAUGUGAUUCACUAUUACCAUUUCCCCCACUAGAAUCACAGGAUUAUUUUCUUAUUAAAACUAAAAGGAAUGCUUUGUCUUUUAAUGUGGCAAAAUAUAUAUAACAUGAAAUUUACAGUUUAGCAAUUUACAGGCAUACAAAUCAGGCAUUAAUUACAUUCACGAUGUUGUGCAAUCAUCACAUUGUUUCUAAAACUUAAAAAAAAAUUUAUGAACUUUUUAAAAUAAGUUUUAAGUUUAUAGAAAAAUGUAAAGGAAGUAUAGAGUGCUUUCAUGUACUGUCUUUCUCCCAUUUAUUAACGUCUUGCAUUUGUGUGACAUGUUUGUUAAAACCGAGGAGCCAAAUAUAUCCUAUAGGUUCUGACAAAUAUAUAAUGACAUGUAUCCACCAUUACACUAUCAUAAAAGAGUUUCACUGUUACAACCACCUUUGUGUCUACCUAUUCAUCCCUUCCUCUUUCUCUUUAUCACCCCCACCAACCCCUAACAACCAGUGAUCUUUUUACCAUCUCCAUCAUUUGGCUUUUUUCAGAAUGUAGCCAGAGGUAGCCUUUUCAGAUUGGCUUCUUUGACUUAGCGAGGUACAUUUACAGUUCCUCUGUGUCUUUGCGGCUUAAUAGUUCAUUUCUUUUUGUUACUGAACAAUAUUUUCCAAAGCAUCUUCAUUAUACCUGAUGUGGUUUGGAUGUGUGUUCCUUCCAGAUCUUGUUGAAAUGUCCCCAGUGUUGGAGGUGGGGCCUAGUGGGAGUUGUUGAUCAUGGGAUGGGAUCCCUCAUAAAUGGCUUGAUGCCAUCCCCUUAGUGUUGAGUGAAUUAUUGCUCUGAGUUCAGGCAAGAUCUGGUUGUUUCAAAGCGUGUGGGACCUUUUUCUUCUCCCGUUUGCUCCCUUUCUUGCCAUGUGAUGUGCCUGCUCCUAUUUCACCUUCUGCUAUGAGGAAAUUUGUUUAGAUUUUCUUUAUAAAUUAUCCAGUCUCAGUUAUUUCCUUAUGCAACAUGAAGACACACUAACACAAUAGCUAACAGAAACUUUGUAUGCAUUACAGUUACUUUCCAUUCCUCUCUCCCCCCAGCUUUCAAUAACCACUAAUUUAUAUUGUCUCUAUCAAUUUGCCUAUUCUAGAUAUUUAUGUAAGUGGAGUCAUAUAGUAGUUGUCCUUUUACAUCUGGCUUAUUUUGCUUAGUACAGUACCCUCAAGAUUUAUUUAUGUUGUAGCAUUUAUCACUACUUCAUUUCUUUUUAUGGCUGAAUAAUAUUCCAUUGUAUGCAUAUACCACAUUUUGUUUAUCUAUGCACUUUUCACACUUAGGUUGUUGCCACCUUUUGGCUAUUUAUUGUAAAUAAUGCUGCAGUGAACAUUGAUAUACAAAUACCUGUGUAAGUCUGUCUUCAGUUCUUUGCAUAUAUAACUGGGAGUGGAAUUGACAGAUCAUAUGGUAAUUACAUGUUUAAUUAUUUGAGGAACCACCCAACUGUUAUCGACAGUGACUGCACCAUUUUGUAUUUCCACAGCAAUGCAGGAGGAUUCAAAUUCCUCCACAACAGACCAAAACUUACUGUUUUCCUUGUUUAAAUAGACAUCCUGGUAGGUGUGUAGUUGUAUCUCUUUGUGUUUUUGAGCCUAUGGCUUUUUAUAUUCAAAGUAAAGAUAAGUCAUCCAAAAAAGAAAUACAGCCUUCAUCCCUUUCCUGUUAGAUAAGAGACUUCAUAUUAAGUUUUCCAAGAUCAAAUAUCAUAUAGGAAUUACCACUUAAAAAUUGAAACCUUUUGCAGUGAACAUAAAACUGCUCUAAAAAGGCGUAUUUAAAAAAGAAAGGCAGGCUGGGUGCAGUGGCUCACACCUGUAAUCCCAGCCCUUUGGGAGGCUGAAGCAGGCAGAUCACCUGAGGUCAGGAGUUCGAGAUCAGCUUGGCCAAUGUGGCAAAACCCCAUCUCUACUAAAAAUACAAAAAUUAGCCAGGCGAGGUGGCAGGUGCCUGUUAUCCCAGCUGUCCGGGAGGCUGAGGCAUGAGAAUCACUUGAACCUGGGAGGCAGAGGUUGCAAUGAGCUGGGAUUGUGCCACUGCACUCCAGUCUGGGGGAUAGAGUGAGACUCUGUCUCUAAAAAUAAAUACAUAAAUAAUAAAUAAAAAUAAAAGAAAGGCAAACAAAUGAGCUAUUUCUGUAUAAGCCCUAUGGACUCUCUCAAAAUAAAUAAGAAAGGCAAACAAAUGAACUGUUUCUCUACAAGCUCUAUUGGACAGUAGCAGCAGUUGUGGCUCCUUCAGAAUACUCAACACUGAACAUUGGAAUGUUUGUUACAGGCAUCAACUCCUUCUAUUAUGAAUACUUUUUGAAGACAUCAGCUCCAGCACCUUUGGUGCAUUAAAAUUUAUUACGUCUUGUGAAGAAGGUGCCUUGCUUCCUUCUCCUUCGCCUUCCAUCAUGGUUGUGAGUUUCCUGAGGCCUCCAGAGCCAUGCUGAACUGUAUUCUUUAGGUGAUGCUAGAAGGCCUCUUCAUGAAACAGCAGUUUUGGUUGAAGAUGUGGUGCAUACUCAGUUAAUUAAUCUGUUACAGCAAGCUGCUGAAGUUUCUCAGCUGCGUGGAGCAAGAGUAAUCACUCCUGAAGAUCUUCUGUUUUUGAUGCGCAAAGAUAAGAAAAAACUUAGAAGAUUGCUAAAAUACAUGUUUAUCCGAGACUACAAAUCAAAGAUUGUCAAAGGCAUCGAUGAGGAUGAUCUUCUCGAAGACAAAUUGAGUGGCAGUAAUAAUGCGAACAAAAGACAAAAAAUUGCUCAGGACUUCCUCAACUCUAUUGACCAGACAGGAGAACUUUUAGCAAUGUUUGAAGAUGACGAAAUUGAUGAAGUUAAACAAGAAAGAAUGGAGAGAGCAGAAAGACAAACUCGAAUUAUGGAUUCAGCUCAAUAUGCAGAAUUCUGUGAAAGUCGACAAUUAAGUUUCUCCAAAAAAGCUUCCAAAUUCCGAGACUGGUUGGACUGCAGCAGUAUGGAGAUAAAACCCAAUGUUGUCGCUAUGGAAAUUUUAGCAUAUUUAGCGUAUGAAACUGUGGCACAGUUAGUGGAUCUGGCUCUUCUUGUGAGGCAAGACAUGGUAACUAAGGCAGGGGACCCCUUCAGCCAUGCCAUUUCUGCAACCUUCAUUCAGUAUCACAACUCUGCUGAGAGCACUGCAGCCUGUGGUGUUGAGGCUCACGGCAAUGCCAUCCAGCCCUGCCACAUCAGAGAGGCCAUUCGACGCUACAGCCACAAGAUUGGCCCACUUUCCCCAUUCACAAUUCUUGCUCUGUUGCCCAGGCUGGAGUGCGGUGACAUGAUCUUGGCUCACUGCGACAUCUGCCUCCCGGAUUCAAACAGUUCUCCUGCCAAGCCUCUCAAGUAGCUGGGAUUACAGAAUGCCUACCGCAGGAAUGGGACGGCCUUUCUAGCCUGCUGAUAGACAACUGUGGUGUGCCUGCAGCAACAAGAAAAGCAACGUUACAUGAAGGUGAUUUCUUGAAAACAAAUAAAAUACAAAUGUACCUUUCUCCCAACCAAGGGAGUGGGCUGGUUUGUUGUGACUAUCAACUUGCUGACUCCUGCUCUUUUCCAGCCCCCUCAACCAUCAGUCUUGUUUACUAGAUGUGCUGUUCAGCUAAUUAAUGGCAGGAUGUUUGGGAUAGGGUGUAGGUGGACGAGAAUGCAGAUCACACAAUUCUGAAAUUUUAAUUUCAGUGGAUUUACUGCCCUCAGCUCACAUAUCUUAAAAGUAGUGGUUGUUCCCCGCCCUCCAGUGUUUUGUCUGUGUUUUAUUUGCUACAUUUUAUGAUUUAAGUUUAGAUCAAGGAAACAAAAGGACAGUGAGUUUUCACCUUCCCUUAUACCACCAACUUCACUUUCCAACAUUUGUUGACUACGUGUAUUUUAGUGACAGCUAUCCAUUUUAUAAACUUACAGUAAUCAAAUAUCUAACAGACCUGAUAAAUCACCUGUUCCCAUCCCCUCUCCCCUUCACUCCGCUUACAGUAUGAGUCAUUUUCAAUGCCUUCUUCCCAACUUCCUGCCAUCUGCCUUUUAUGUGUGUUUUUCCUCACACAGAACGUCUUACUCCAUCUUUGUUUCCCUCCUUUUCCUGUUCCUCCAAUCCCCAGAUCUACUACUCCUGCACAUUUCAUACACAUUUAGAAGCCAAGUAUUCAGAAUUAGUAGAAGGGGAACAGAGUAAUUUCUUGCUUCCCCCCUUCAAAGCCUCCCACACUUAGACUGCAAAUGUGGGCUUGGUAAUUUCUUGCUGUUAGUAGCUGAGCUACCCUUCUGGCUUCUAUACUUUCUCCAGUAAAUGAGGAACCAUAAUUCUUUGGAACAAACCAAAAUAUAGCAGAUGUAGUCGUACAAUUCCUGAUUAAUUUUACUUUUAUCAUGGUUUUUACAUGUACUUGAAACAGUCUUUGUAAAGAAUUAAUAAAAACAGAAAUGAAAAAUGUGAA
Callithrix jacchus (white-tufted-ear marmoset) is the source of this 5590-nucleotide messenger RNA. The record is from RefSeq and is a predicted model, not a curated record. NCBI's taxonomy places the organism in Eukaryota, Metazoa, Chordata, Mammalia, Primates, Cebidae.